UCGCCUGGUGGUACACCUGUUGUGCGACAUACCAGGGCACAUGCUGGCUCAGACGAGGGGAAUUACUUGGCGAAUGCACUUCGCGAAAAGUUUCGCGCAGUGCAAGAAACGCUCUCCGAACACGAAGAUGAUGUCAACAACUCCAGCUGGUUAGAAGAUGAUGCAGAUUUUUAG
Molecule: messenger RNA, 174 nt
Organism: Strongylus vulgaris
Lineage: Eukaryota; Metazoa; Nematoda; Chromadorea; Rhabditida; Strongylidae
Source: the annotation of a GenBank genome assembly